Tupaia belangeri chinensis (Chinese tree shrew) is the source of this 1944-nucleotide messenger RNA. It is a transcript of the gene LRRC17, whose product is annotated as leucine rich repeat containing 17. The record is from RefSeq and is a predicted model, not a curated record. The transcript has 4 exons. Gene Ontology annotation, cellular component: plasma membrane. The coding region runs from base 209 to 1534 and encodes 441 amino acids. Gene Ontology annotation, molecular function: protein binding. Lineage: Eukaryota; Metazoa; Chordata; Mammalia; Scandentia; Tupaiidae.
AAAGGACUGAAGGACAAACCUGGGUGCAGCCAGAGAGGUCCAGAUAGAUGAGCUUGUGGCAUCCAUUCCCUAAAUUCAGGGACUCCACGUGCUGGGUCGCAUUGUUCCUGAGCUGUAUUAGUUAAGACUACCCAAACUUGGAUUUCAAAGGAAUACUUUCAUUGCUCCAUCUGUCACACCAAGUAAUUGGGACCAGCUGGAUGUCAGGAUGCGCGUAGUUACUAUUGUAAUCCUGCUCUGCUUUUGCAGGGCCGCUGAACUGCACAGAGCUAGCCCAGGCGGUGUGAGGAGCCGAGCAAAUCAUGGCCGGGCAGUUGGGGGCCGGAGAGGCCCCAACCCAGUCAAACGCUACGCACCAGGCCUCUCCUGUGAAGUGUACACAUAUCUUCAUGAGAAAUACUUAGACUGUCAAGAAAGAAAAUUGGUUUAUGUGUUGCCUGGCUGGCCUGAGGAUUUGCUGCACAUGCUGUUAGCAAGAAACAAGAUCCGUGUACUGAAGAACAGUAUGUUUUCUAAAUUUAAAAAACUGAAGAGCCUGGAUCUGCAACAGAACGAGAUCACCAAAAUUGAGAGUGAGGCGUUCUUUGGUUUAAACAAACUUACCACCCUCUUACUGCAGCACAACCAGAUCAAAGUCUUGACGGAGGAGGUGUUCAUUUAUACGCCUCUCCUGAGCUACCUGCGUCUUUACGACAACCCCUGGCGCUGUACUUGUGAGAUAGAAACGCUUAUUUCCAUGUUGCAGAUCCCAAGGAAUCGGAACCUGGGGAACUACGCCAAGUGUGAAAGCCCUCAAGAACUGAAAAAUAAGAAAUUGCGGCAGAUAAAAUCUGAACAGUUAUGUAAUGAAGAAGAAAAGGAACAACUGGACCCGAAACCCCAAGUGUCAGGGAGACCACCAGUCAUCAAGCCCGAGGUGGAUUCGACUCUUUGUCACAAUUACGUGUUUCCCAUACAAACACUGGACUGCAAAAGGAAAGACUUGAAGAAAGUCCCAAAAAACAUCCCUCCAGAUAUUGUUAAACUUGAUUUGUCAUACAAUAAAAUCAACCAACUUCGCCCCAAGGAAUUUGAAGAUGUUCAUGAGCUAAAGAAAUUAAACCUCAGCAGCAAUGGCAUUGAAUUCAUAGAUCCUGCUGCGUUUUUAGGGCUCACACAUUUAGAAGAGCUGGAUUUAUCAAACAACAGUCUGCAAAACUUUGACUAUGGAGUACUAGAAGACUUGUAUUUUUUGAAACUCCUUUGGCUCAGAGAUAACCCUUGGAGAUGUGACUACAACAUCCACUACCUCUACUACUGGUUAAAGCACCACUACAAUGUCCAUUAUAAUGGCCUGGAAUGCAAAAUGCCUGAAGAAUACAAAGGGUGGUUCGUGGGAAAAUAUGUUCGAAGUUACUAUGAAGAAUGCCCCAAGGACAAGUUACCAACAUACCCGGAGACAUUUGACCAGGAUACAGAAGAUGAUGAAUGGGAAAAAAUCCAUAGGGAUCAUGCAGCGAAGAAACAAAGUGUAAGAAUCACUAUAGUGGGAUAACUUAGAAAUUAUUCUGGUUGUAACUAGUUUUGUACGUGCUAUACAGGUAUCAGAAGACCACAUGUUUACAUUUUGAUUAACUGUGUUGCCUAUUUAUGCAGGGUUACCCAGUGAAAGGAAGCUUUCUUUAAUUAUUAUUAUAAUUAUUACUGUUGUGACAACUACAGUAGUCAAGGGAAUAGUCUUAUCCUGCUUGCCUGUCCAUUUGCAGAUUGGCCUCUGGUGAUGCAUGAUUCUGAGCUGGCUGCCCGCAGGAGCUGGGUCCUAAUGAUGGCAUUAGAAUUUCAUAAUGUCCUGUAUAAAUGUUUUUACUGCUUUUUGAAAAUAAAAAAAAAGAAAAACUUGGUUUCUUUUUAUAUGCCUUUGAUAGCUAUCUGUGUAUAUGUCAUUUAUUCUAUCUGCCCUGCCCC